Molecule: messenger RNA, 3061 nt
Organism: Xiphophorus hellerii (green swordtail)
Lineage: Eukaryota; Metazoa; Chordata; Actinopteri; Cyprinodontiformes; Poeciliidae
Product: echinoderm microtubule-associated protein-like 1
Exons: 7
Coding region: 1681-2586 (301 amino acids)
Source: RefSeq, a predicted model, not a curated record
CCAAAUGGUACCUUCUUUUAAUUUAUUCAACUUACUUUUAUUUGAAAAAGCAAAUCUGCUAUUUGUAAUUAUCGGAACAUGACUGUGGACGUAGACAGAAAAGGGAACCAAAGGUCACAGCAUGAACGUCAACAGGAAGUGGGUAAGUUUCCUUCCAAUCAGCUGUAAUAAUGAUCGUGUCCACGUGAGGGCAGUAGUGAGACAUUGGCAGCAGAUGGCUGUUUAAUUCUCUCCUGACCUCCCAACAGCCUGAGCAGUUCAUUAGUUAGACUUAAUAAUACAACCAAACACACCCUUUGACCUGAGAUGGCUCCAAACACACGUUUCUAUGUUCAGACUAAAAUGUCUGGGCUCUUAUGAUGCUGUUUUAUUAAGGUAUAUCUAAAAGAAAGAAGUCAUUGUGAAGUGGACAAAGACACGGUUUUCACAAAAAUUAUGUGUAAAAACUCAUGCUCUAUGAAGAUCCCAGUGUUGUUUUGUUUUCUCCAGAGAACAUUAGUUCAAAACAAUAAAAAUCAGGGAACACGGCAGACAGGUGAAGAGGUUUAAAGGGUUGAUGAAACAAGAUCCCAAGCUUUGACUACGUCACAGUGCGCUGUUAAAGCCUUCAUAUGAAGAUUGAAAGCAGAAUGGCAAAACUGUAAGCCAUCAUCUAACUCUGUCAAAAUGGGAGGCUCGUGCUGUCUGAAUAUUUCCCGACGAAACCGUAUUCUGUCAGCACAGAUUGCGAGCUGACUUAACAGGAAGUCUGAUGAUGAGAAAUGAUGACUGGGGAGAACGGACAUUCAUCACAGCGGAUGAGAAAACGUGAGCGUGUUAGGACGCCAAGACUUUAUUGGAUUAGACUCAAUAAUACAAAGAUGAACGUGUUUGUUUCUCAUUUAAAGUUUCUCAUUCGUUCUUAUGACUUACGACUUCCUCCGUGAAACCAGAAAGCCUCGAUGCAUCAGCAAACGGACACAUCUGCUGGAGAAAGAAUCAAUCCAAUAAACUGCAAAAUAGACACAAAAAAAAAACUUGUCUCACACCAGGGUGGGGGGUAAACCUAAUCGCCUAACUAGCUUUUCAUCUCGCACUGUUUCUUUCCCCUGUCAGUCGACAGUAAUUACCACAUCCGGCUUAUUGUCCUCCUGAUGACUGUAAUUAAUCAAAUUCUGCUCCCUAAUCUCUGGAUCUCGUCAUCCUUACAGUAGGCCCAGGUUAACCGCGCCGGAUGGCGGCCUUGUGUAAGCUCUUUUUGGGGGAGUGUGUGACUGUGUGCUUGUCGGAAACUUUGCAUGCAACAGCAGAUUCUCCAGCCUCACUCUGCCACGUUUCAUUUUUCCGUCAGAAGAAUGCUGUUCUUCAGGACGGAGGUCAGGACCCCUCGGCGCCUCCUUGAACUGGCGGUUGUGUGUUUGCACCUGGAGCUCUUGACGGGAGAGUUUGUUUUGUCAUUCCCACCAACAUUUUCCACCUACUAAGAAAAUAAAGACUCUUGCACACUCCUAUCCUCCCUUUGAGCUUCAGGUGGAUUACCAGGUCUGUAAUCUGUCCUUUGAGUGACAUCACCCUGUGCUCAUACUCCUUACAGGAUAUUAGGGGGAAGCAGGAGGUGGGAACCACUGCUGGACUCUGGAAGGUGAAUCAGCUCUCCAGGGAAGUUCAGACCAAAAUAAUCUCGCAUCCUCAGUCAGGGACAUGCAGGCAAUCAUAGCAGAAGAGGACGCCAGCAUGGAGGAGCUGGACAACCACAACCUGCAGAUGGAGGAGACGGCCCAGGGCCUGCUGAGGACACCUUCGCUGAAGGAGAGCUAUCACAGCGACACUGAUUUCAUGACAGACGACCGCAGCUCGGCAGCCAGCGGCCUGGACGUGGCCGACCGGCUCACCUACCUGGAGCAGAGGAUGCAGAUGCAGGAGGAUGAGAUCCAGCUGCUGAAGUUGGCGCUGGCUGACGUCCUCAAGAGGCUCAACAUUUCUGAAGAGCACCAGGCAGCUGCCGCCGCAGGAAGGAGAACGCCGGGCGCCAAAGCCAGGCCCCUCUCCCUGGCUUUGCCCCCCAGAACCUCCACGGCGACUUCCAGCUCCACUUCCCUCAAAAAGAGCUCCACAGUGCCCUCCAGCGCCACGGCGAGGAAUUACAGCCCCGCGCCGCCACCUCUGAGCGGUGUGAAGAGCCCGCCAGGCGGCGCGAAGGACAGUCCGUGUAAGAUCACUAAGCCGCGACCCGCGUCUGCAGCCUCGGUCUGCAAGAAAGUUCCUGAAGAAAGCAACAAAUCCAGUGAGCCCGCCGUGAGCGUAGGAACAAGGCGGGUGACGCAUUGCAAAGUGACUAUGCAGAUCUACCUGAGUCCCCUCGCAAGAAAGACUGGGUCUUCUGAGGAGGCCAAGUCGGCGUCUGCGGUGCCCGCCUACAGGGGGCCCGUGGCCGGCCCCGGGCCCCCGCCGACCAAGAGGGGCGGCCAGCCGCAGAAGAAGAAGUCAACCCCGUCCUUCACCUUGAGCCUCCAGAAAACCGUAACGGGCCAGAGCUCAGCGCAGGAAACGUCCAGCUACAUCAGCCCGGUCAAGUCGCCCAGCCAGUACUUUCAGAUUUGCUACUGACGCAGACAGACACUCCUAACUCGUCUUGAAAGAGGUUCACGCUGAUUAGAGAUUUCAGUUUUCAAAAUCUGUCGGCAUUUUUAAUGGCAAUCUCCUUGCAACUGAGUUAAUAAAACUCCUAAAGAGGCUCACCAAACCACUUACCUGUAACUAACCCAUCUGACUACAUCAAGUAUCGUGAUUUAUGUUUAUUUCUUUUGAACAUUUUCUGCCUUUUUAGUUUCCUUGCAUACCACAUCCUAGCGAUAGCUUUACUGGUGCUUAGAUCUGUGCAUCGUUUUCCUGAACUACUGCCUCCUCUAUGAGAGCACUCUCAGUGACGUACAUGAGGAGGCAACUUAUUGUCAAGACGACUGGAUUAUCUGUGUGCGCCGAUGUGUUUUUUUUUUUUUGUUGCGUGUUUGAUGUUAGUUUCCACCUCAAAAUGUCUGUUCUUACUCAGAAAAGACAAUAAAAAGUGUUGACCUCUGUGUGA